Messenger RNA from Paraphaeosphaeria sporulosa, 825 nucleotides. RefSeq lists its product as uncharacterized. NCBI's taxonomy places the organism in Eukaryota, Fungi, Ascomycota, Dothideomycetes, Pleosporales, Didymosphaeriaceae. Gene Ontology annotation, biological process: positive regulation of DNA-templated transcription. Bases 1 to 825 code for a protein of 274 amino acids. The record is from RefSeq and is a predicted model, not a curated record. The transcript is spliced from 2 exons. Gene Ontology annotation, cellular component: nucleus. Gene Ontology annotation, molecular function: chromatin DNA binding; transcription coactivator activity.
AUGGGAUCCUACAAGCACAAGAAGAAGCCGUCUAACCGCAACAACAGCUGGGUUAUGCUCGCUGAGGGCAGCGGGUACACACCCCUUCCCGGCGAGACGACGCUGUACCAGAGCCCGCCGCGCACCACGCUCAGCCUGCAGAGCCCGAGCCGGAACACACCCGCCGAGGCGUACAGUCUGCAGUGCAAGUCGGGCGUUAUAUAUCUUACGAAUCGGAGGAUAAUCUAUCUUCCCGUCUCCCCUACUCCCACCUUCACCUCCUUCGCCGUCCCCAUUCUCAACGUCUCCGACUCCCGCGUCACCGCCCCCUGGUUCGGCGCAAACAAAUGGGAAGCCGCCAUCACCCCCGUCUACAACGGCGGCAUCCCCGCCUCGCACUCUGCGCUCGAACUCGUAAUGGAGUUCAAGGAGGGCGGCGCCUUCGACUUCGCCACCACCUUCGAGCGGCUCCGCGAGCGGCUGCGGCACGCUGUCGAUGUCGCUGCGUCGGUGGGAUCCGCGGGCGACGGGGUCGAAGGAGACGGCAGGGGCGGGGGUGCGUUGGCCGGGGUCAAUCUGAGUGGUGUGCAUCUGGAGGAUUUGCCCGCCUAUGAGGAGCGUGGCGCGAGCGUGAGGGUGCCGGACAAUCUACCGAGUCCGCCGUUGGGGAGGGGUAGCGUGGGGACACAAGGUACAGGCAGCACGGCGAACAGGAGUAGUCCAAUGGGCAGCCCGAGGCAGGAGGGUUUCCAGGAACCACCGUCAGAGCCGCCGCCGGGGUACGAGGAGGUGCAGAGGGGGGGCGUGGCGGAUGAGCUGGAGAGGAGGCUGAGGGGAAGCGUUUGA